Molecule: messenger RNA, 1167 nt
Organism: Trichophyton rubrum CBS 118892
Lineage: Eukaryota; Fungi; Ascomycota; Eurotiomycetes; Onygenales; Arthrodermataceae
Exons: 2
Coding region: 1-1167 (388 amino acids)
Biological process (GO): pyruvate biosynthetic process; L-serine metabolic process; D-serine biosynthetic process
Molecular function (GO): L-serine ammonia-lyase activity; D-serine ammonia-lyase activity; pyridoxal phosphate binding
Source: RefSeq, a predicted model, not a curated record
AUGACGGACAAACAGCAUUGGCUCCCCGUGACGCGGGAGAACAUCCAAACUGCUCAUUCUAUGAUUAAGCCGUAUAUUUACGAGACCCCGGUUCUGACGUCCAAGACGUUGAACUCCCUUGCGUCCACCCCGCAGCCAGCGGAGGCCUUGAUAGGAACCCCGUUCGAGGGUCAGCAGCCGGCGUGCCCGAAGAUUAAAUUCUUCUUCAAGUGUGAGAAUUUCCAGCGGAUCGGAGCGUUCAAGGUGCGGGGAGCUUUCCACUCCAUCCUGCGAGUUAUCAAGACCAAGGGUGAGGAGGAAGUGAGAAAGCGUGGUGUAAUCACACACAGCUCUGGAAACCAUGCUCAGGCUGUUGCUCUCGCUGCGUCCACUCUUUCAAUCCCGGCCUACAUUAUCAUGCCGUCGAUAUCUAUCCCAUCCAAGAUCGAAGCCACCAAGGGCUACGGUGGGAAGGUGGUUUUCUCCGGAUCGACGAGCGAGGAGCGCGAAGAAGUGAUGCGGAAGGUCCAGGAGGAGACUGGUGCUAUUCUGAUUCACCCCUACGACCACCCAGAUACCAUCAUUGGCCAAGGAACUGCUGGCCUCGAACUGGAUACCCAAGUAAACAAGCUUGUAUCUCAGAACCCCGAGUUGAGUGUCCGUGAGACUGAGGAUGGGAAAGGAUGUGGUUUGGAUGCAGUUAUCACCCCCGUGGGUGGAGGAGGCCUGAAUUCUGGAACCGCUACCGUCUUCGCCGAUCCACGGGCUGAUGGCCGCAAGAUCCACGUCUUUGGUGCCGAACCAUCGUUCCAGGGCGCAGACGAUGCUCGUCGUGGACUUGAAGCUGGGGUGAGGAUUCCAGAGGUCAAGUCACUUACAAUUGCCGAUGGAUUAAGAGUUCCCCUUGGUGAGAUCGCAUUUAGUAUCCUUUCUGAUCCCGCCAAAUCCCGCGGCGUGUUUAGCGUGACCGAGGAGCAAAUUAAGAGCGCAAUGAGACUUGUUGUCGAGAGGAUGAAGAUAGUCAUCGAACCUAGCGCGGCUGUUCCUCUUGCAGUCUGCCUCUACAACGAGGAGUUUAGGCGGAUCGUCGAACAAGAGGGUGGUGAAGCAGGCUGGAAUGUCGGAGUCAUCUUCUCUGGGGGCAAUACGACUAUCGAGGCGAUGUCCCGUCUAUUUUCUGCAUCCUGA